Molecule: messenger RNA, 993 nt
Organism: Limulus polyphemus (Atlantic horseshoe crab)
Lineage: Eukaryota; Metazoa; Arthropoda; Merostomata; Xiphosura; Limulidae
Gene: Aplip1
Product: JNK-interacting protein 1-like
Exons: 8
Coding region: 1-993 (330 amino acids)
Biological process (GO): regulation of JNK cascade
Cellular component (GO): cytoplasm
Molecular function (GO): protein binding
Source: RefSeq, a predicted model, not a curated record
AUGGAGCAGGGAAAUGGUGAUAUUCCAACAAGGAUUGCACACGGUCUUGAAUCGAUGUGUGAAGCUACACAGUUGGAGUGUUAUAGUGGGAUGAGCCAAGCAUCUCUGGAACGAGCUGACAAUAGUCAUGUAACCCAAUUUGAGGAUAGUGAACUUGGUGAUGCAAAACCACCUUGGCUUCCAUCUCCUCCAGGCGACAUGCCGCCAAAACAAGAGCGAAAACGGCGGAAACUACCUGAAAUACCCAAAGAUAAAAGAAAUCUGGGAGGAAGGAAAAAGUUAUCAGCAAUACCAACAUCUCUGGCUGAAGAAUUGCAAGCUGCACAAAAACAUGAGGCUGAAACAGUUGAUGGCCAUGAAGUAGCUAUUGGCCAGGAUAACUCCCUGCAAAAAAGACGUCUGAUUCAUCGUGUUUCUGAUAGUAUGUUUUUAGAGAUUGACAGAACUGAUGGUCUGGUCAAACCUUUGUUGAGUUGUCACACAAAAGAGAAGGUUUUAACAGAGAAUGAUUCCAGCCCUGAAUUUGAUGGACAUGGACGUUUUUCUAAUGAAAUUGACAGUGGAACUUCUACUGCACACACUCCAUCUGUUUCACCGGUUGUGAAUGGAUCUGUAUCUCGUUCAUCUUCAAGUACGCUAAGUUCCACUCCAUCAGGAGGUCAUCUACAGUUACAAGAUGCCACUCACCGUGGUUUGCAAAAGUUUAUUCCACGACACGAAGAUGAAAUUGAAGUUGAAAUAGGUGAUCCUGUGUACAUACAAAGAGAAGCAGAUGACUUAUGGUGUGAAGGAGUUAACUUAAGGACUGGAGCCUGUGGGAUUUUUCCCAGUGCCUACGUAAUUGACAUAGACUACUCUGAUUUUGAUCCAGAUGGUGUUAAGACAAGAAAAGAACGUUAUCUGGUGGACUUUCUGGGCUCCUGUGAAGUCUCAUAUCAUAAAGGAAAUAAAGUUCUUUGUAGUGCAGUGAAAAAGGUAAAUUUAAUGAUGUAG